GAAAGUCGGAAGUCGGAAAAUACAAUUCCUCGUGCCGCUCAGUAUCCAUCAGAAUUCAGAAGUGCUGCGCGUUGGUUUUCCGGCCGGACAGGAGAGGAGACUCGAUUCCGACUCCUCCCAGCGAUGCAAUGCAAUGCAAUGCCAAUGGGUGGAAAGUGGCGAACGGUCUUCCUUCCUGCCUGCCGGCCGACGCGUCAGGCUCCAGGAAGCCCAAAAAUAUCCCCACCCCACCGCCGGCCGCUUUCUCCGACCCGACCCGCCUGAGCCCAUCCUCGUUCCGGCCUGGCCCAAGUCAACCCGCCCCGCCGAGCCCCAACCGGAUUCCCCCCCUCCUCAAAGCACCGCCGGCACCGCCGCUCCACCACCAUCGACCCCAAACCAGAUCGGGUCUCCUCGAUUUCCCCUCAGAUCCCCGAUCCGAUCCCUCCCAGAUCCGCGGCGCCCAUGGACGACGACGACGUGCACGGGGACGUCUCCCCGUCGCCCACGCCCUCGCCGACCUCCUCCUCCCCGCUCCCGGUCGCCUCCGCGCUCCCCGUCGCCGACCCCGUCACGGUCGCCUCCGCCCCGCCCGGCGGCGGCCUCAUGACGCUCGCGCUCCCGAUCCAGAAGCACGGGGUCUAUCCCAGCCACGGCGGCGGCGGCGGCGGCGGCGGUGGGAGGGAGGACGCGUGGAGCGAGGGCGCCACCUCCGCGCUCAUCGACGCAUGGGGGGAGCGCUUCGUCGCGCUCGGCCGCGGCAGCCUCCGCCACCCCCAGUGGCAGGAGGUCGCCGACUCCGUCUCCGCCCGCGAGAGCUACUCCAAGGCCGCCAAGUCCGACAUCCAGUGCAAGAACCGCAUCGACACGCUCAAGAAGAAGUACAAGAUCGAGAGGGCCAAGCCGGUCUCGUCCUGGCAGUUCUACGACCGACUCGACGUGCUCCUUGCGCCCACCUACAACCAGAAGCCAUCCGCCCAUCCUAACGGAAGGAACCCGGUGCCCACAGCGCUGCGUGCCGGCUUUCCCAAGCGCAGCCGCACGCCCCUUAUGCCCGCGGCGGCGCCUGUCAAGCAGAGGGCGCCGUCUCCGGAGCCGUCAGCGUCGUCCGAGUCUUCGGAUGGGUUCCCGCCAGAGCCGGUGCUCCCGGUGGCGAACGGGAAGAGGAGGAGGACAGACGAAGGUCGUGGGGACGGCAGCAGCGGCAAUGACCGCGUGCAGGGCCUGCGGGAGCUAGCGCAGGCGAUACGGCGCUUCGGCGAGGCAUAUGAACGCAUGGAGACAGCGAAGCUGGAGCAGGCUACGGAGAUGGAACGCCGGCGCCUGGACUUUGCGCGUGAGCUGGAAUCGCAGCGUGUACAGUUCUUCCUCAACACGCAGAGGGAGCUGUCGCAGGCCAAGAAGCACAACUCUCUGGCUGCCGCGGCUUCCCUGGCUGGUGCCACCAUUGUUGGUGGUUCAUCUAGGAGAAUCGCAUCGAUUCCAGAUCCCACCAGUAGGAGAAAGACAUCGGUUCCUACUGUCAGGACGAGCAGCAAUCACCAUGGCCGCUACCACAUUAGCGAGUCUAGCAGGCACCAACAUCAUCAGCAUCGCCCUGCCCCACGGCCACAUUAUCAAUACCAUGACAAUAAUUUUGCUGCUUCUGCAGCUGCCAAUGAUGGUGAGCAGAGCGAUGAUGAAGAGGAGGAGGACGAGGGCGAUGAAGAAGAGAGCCAGUGAUGCACUGAAUAAGAAACCAUGGCGCUGGUGGCUCAUUGUGGUCAUUGAAGAAUUUGUAUUGGUAUUGCCCUAGAGUUGAGCAACCUAUCUUAUAUCGAAUGCAAGCAGAAACUAUGUCUAGGCAGUACAUUAUCGGCAACUGUUUAUCUAAGUGAGCAGUAGGAGUAUUAUUAAUUAGUAGGCGUAGUUAUGAUAAGCUCACUCUACCUGUACCAUGUGUUAGCCACAUACUUUCAUGUUUCUUUCUGCCCGUUACAAGAACCUUUCUCUGAUCUGAUCUCAUUUGUGCCAAGAAUUGUGAAAUCUUUCCUAAAGGUUGUGACAUGUAAGGCUGUGCCAGUGCUUGCAGUCUGUGUUAAAGCAUCAGCACCCUGAA
Brachypodium distachyon (stiff brome) is the source of this 2077-nucleotide messenger RNA. Its product is annotated as trihelix transcription factor ASIL2. Gene Ontology annotation, cellular component: nucleus. Lineage: Eukaryota; Viridiplantae; Streptophyta; Magnoliopsida; Poales; Poaceae. The coding region runs from base 445 to 1701 and encodes 418 amino acids. Gene Ontology annotation, molecular function: transcription cis-regulatory region binding. The transcript has a single exon. The record is from RefSeq and is a predicted model, not a curated record.